CCUGAUUUAAAAACAGCCGAUUUUUCUCUCGCGAUUGUGCGUUAUUUUAAGGGGGAUGAUGCAGUGAAAUAGGUGAGUUGGUUUAAUGAAUCAUCAUUAGCGCUACAUCCUGCAGGUAUCGAUAUAGACAAAAUAAACAGCCGGAAAACUCAGGAAAAGCGUAAAACUAAGGAAAGCAAAAGUAGAAAACGUAAGAUCUCGACCUUUUGGCAGUCGCAGGAAGUCUGUAUGACUCGAACCAUUAUAGUUGUAAGGGAAAAGAAAAAGCUCGCCUUAUACGCAACCAUAAAGUUAUUAGUUCUUCAGUUGAGAGGGGGCGUAAUGAGGAGUUGAUAUGUUCAAGUAGCGAACGCACAAUUUAAAUUUUUCUUCCGGAAAUCAGAAGGGACGAAGAAGCUAAGGUCGCCCUGGAGUCAAUUGACCGAAGACUCCGUUUUCGCGUUAUCUAUAAAUUGCCAGCAUUAACUCCUACGGUUAAUAACAUAAAACUCUCCGGCUACGUGGUGUUUUGCAUAAUUAAUUACAUAUUUAAUAUAUUUACAGCCGAACGCGAAAUUUAGGCGGAAUUAGAUUGCAUCAGUACUCACUCUCUCUUUGGAAUGACUUUAAAUGCUUUUCAAUAGAUAAACAUAAUUUGGGCGAGAUUUCUGCACAGUCCCAUACUUCAUUUUUGCAUACAGCUCCUGGAUAAGUCAUGGGAAAAUCAUGGUGGAAAUAGAUUGCCUUUUGGACUAAGACUUGGUUUUAGAAUAUUAUGGGGAUCCAUAAUUUCUCAUGAUUGCUAUUUGAGAUGAUAACGUUACAAGGUUUCUAAACUGAAUUACUGAGUACAAUCCCAAUAUUGUUCAAUUUGUAUUGGGAAGAAGUAACGUGGAAAUAUUUAACAUGUCAGUUCCCUUGUAAACAAAAUUUUUUUAUUUUAAAAUAAUAAACAUUCCGAUUUUCGUUUCUUUCAUUCUUAAUUAAAGAUCAUCAUCACAUUAAAUGAUUUGAUCCUAAUAUAUAAUUUGAAAGGGAGAUGCAGGACAUUAGCACAAAUGUGCUUGACUUUGAGAAUGGGUGUUUGGCUGGGUUCUUGUCUCAGGCCAUCCCAGUAACUCUCACAGUACCUGCGCCAACCAAAGUGUUUGAGGUAUUGUAGAGCAAGGUGUUGUGUGAGUAAACAGAAGUGUCCACCCAUGGCUGGCUGAGCCUUGUAUCUGGACCCUUUUGAUUGACCAGGCACAAACCAUUAGUGCACAUUAUUGUUGCCAAUUCAUUCAGGAAAAAUAGACCAUGCAGACUACUCUAAGAAUCUUCCAUUCUCAAGACAGCAACCUUAAAUAACAGGAUCCAUCAACUGAGAGGGUGUCUGUUUGUAUAAACAAUAAUUAAUUAUGCAGCACUGUUUUAAUUUUUUUUGAGACUUGGCAUACUUUAAGUGUUACAAUUUUCCAGAGCCUGAAGGCAUGUUCCUCUAUGCAGGUCUAUGCCAGAGUAACACUAACUGCCUUGAAAAAUAAAGUUCAUAUUUUUUAAGAUAUAUUUCUCUAGAUUAUGGGGUAAUUGAAAAAUUAUCAUUAGUGCGAUCGCUUUAUCUCUCACCUACAGAUCCUGAAGUCAGAAUUCCAUUGAUGUUACUCCAACUGAACCCUUACUUCCACCCUGUGAAAAUCCUGGAUAGUGUACUGAAUGAUACACACUCUUAGCCAGAAUGGCCAGUAUGGUAAAUCAAAACAACAAGACAUCUUUCUCACAUGCAGAUAGUAAUGUGGCUGCUGAAGAAGACAUAUUGGUUAAGGUGUCUGAUGAUGACACUUUAGCAGUACCCAACCAAAAUAAUUUUGCAGGUACAAUAAUGACAGAUUAAAUAGAAGAGCCUGUCCUGCUCAAGUACUGUGUUCAUUACUACAAAGUGAUUAGGGAUAUUUCUACUCUUCCUUGUUCUCUGACGGUCACUGAACCUUCAGCAUUUUAUCCGACAGUUAUUCACAAACCUGGGAAAAGAUUUUUUUUUAAAAAUAGUCUCAAGCUUCUUUUGAACUCAAAGUACUGUCUCGUAAAUUUACUCUAACAUCAGCUGUUGGUCUAAAACCACUUUAUUGGAAUGAUGAAACAUGACUGUGAAGAAUACAAAAAGGAUUGAAUUGGAGACACAAUCCCUUAAACUAAAUGGAUCAUUAGCUCUAGUGUAUAAUAACUGCUGAAUCAGUAGCUGGACUGUAUAUCACAAGUACUAACAAUUAAUCUGAGUUCCAUUUUUAAGAAUUAAAAUUGUGGAGUAACUAUGUCCUUUUUUCUCAUCUACUGUAACUUAGACUCUGGCUCAGUGUGUAUCGGUGUAGGCAAUGAAGAGGAUGAUGUCUUUGAUGGUAGCAUGACUUCUAUUUUUCAAGAUGACAAGAAGGGAGUGUUUCUUCCUGGUCUUAAAGUUACUGCCAAAAUCAUUGAUGUUCAACGUGCACCAAGAACUCAUCCUUUUAACCCUAACUUGUAAGAUUUUACUUUUUCCUCCUCCGUAAUAGUACAUAUAUGUUGUAGCUGACAAUAACAGCCUUAAUUUCAGAUCAGAGUGUGAAUAAAGUUGUAAGUUAUAUUGUAAGUUAUACCCUUAAUGUGACAAAUGCAUAGACAGAUUAACCCCUUUUACACCCUAACAUGGGAAUGUAACCAUAGAUAUAUUCUCUAUACUGUUUUCUAUGCAUUUCCAAAGUUGCUGAAAAGGAGAAUUUCUUGAACAAUCAAGGAACAUGUUUAGUUGGUGAUCAUUUCAUUUAUUCUCAUGGCCUCAGUGUGUAAUAUAAUUAGGAGAAAUUAAAUGUGAAUCACUCGCAGUUGUUAAAGGGUUGAUGUACCUCUGGAGGGACAAACUCAACCAAUAUGAAGUGUAAACCUGUGUCUGCUAAAAGGGUGUUGCUUUUGAGAAAAUGGAAUUUAUGUACGUGUUUAAUCUCUGAAAAUGUGUUGAAAUCAAUGACAUCCUACAUUCAUUCAGUAAUGUUAUCGACUUCUCCAUUGACCCCCAAGAUACACUAUAGAACUAAGACAUGGCAGCUUCACUUGGAUCAUCAGACGACGUUACAAGCAUUUUGUAAAACUUGAUGCAGAACUGUUUUUUCACAAAGUUAAUGUUCGCCAACAAAGCAUCAGAAGGGAUCUUAGAGGUGAUCACAGUGGAGAGGGUCAUGCUUAUCUGCCAAGUCGUCACUUGCCCAAGCGACCAGACAUGUUUGCUACAACACCCAAUAUGGAAAAAAGAAUAAAGUCUCUGGAGAAGUACCUUCAGAGGAUUUUGGACAGUCAAAGCUAUUGUACUCACAAAGAGACUCUGAAUUUUUUGGAGGUCAGCCAUCUCUCAUUUCAUUUUGAUUUAGGAGAUAAGGGAAGGUAAGUACUGUAGGUCACUUCACUGUUGUCAGUAAGAAUGAUUACCCUCCUGGCUAAUCUCCUUGCCAUGAAAUUUUCCAACUACAGCUCUUUCUUAUUUAGGUAGUUACUUGCAACAAUGGAUUAAUUGACUGAUUGUCUAAAGUAUUUAAUUUUCUAGGGAAGGUAUUCUCAGAAAGCGGGCAGGAGGUCAUCGAUUUCCUGCAGGGUGCUGCAGUUGUUGCAGUGGUCUUUCAUGGGGAAUAUGGGACAAAAGGUUUGUUUUCUCCUUGGUCAUUUUACCAACUUGUAUACCAUAUGGUAUAUGACAAGAACCAAGAUUUUACUUUUCAACUUAUGGCCCCAAUGAAUGAAGAUUUUACUGUUCCCCCCAAAAAAUCAGAUCAUUCCAUUAUUCUCAAUAAACUGUGAUUCUGUUCUUUGAAUUAUGUUAUCUGUGUUUGCUUUAAAUUUACUUAUAUAACUGUGCCAUAAUACCACCUGUUAAGUGUUUUAAUUGUUCUAGACCAGGAUGAUAUGCACAGUGUCCUAACAUAGCCUCCCAUUUGUUACUUUCUGGGAGCAAAUGAAUGACUCAUUGCUACUGCUUGGUGGACUGUAUGUAAAUUUUUUAGCUGCUUCUAUGCAUGAUUGGGUGUACGUACAUGAAACUUAGCAAAAGUCAGCUCCUUGGAGGAAACCCCAGUUAUGAAAUAAAUGCUAUUGGUAGCAUUUGACUGAAAUGUUAUGGGUGCUCAGUUGACUGAGGGUGUAACAAGUGGUUUAACAAACAAUUUGUAAAUCAGAAAGUAAUCAAUCAAUCCCUUUUUUGUUCGUUUCUUUGUUUGUGGCAGGUGGCUUCUUGUAAAAGAUAGUUUUAUUGCCUAUGUCAGGUGAGGAAAGCCCUGAGAAUCAGGAAAUUGACGUUAUGAUGCACAAAUUUAGCCAAACCAAGGAGUAGAUGGAGCUUAAUUUGGGGAAUUUUAACUCUAAAGGGAAAUGAAAAAAGUUUUGUGCAGCAGAGUUACAUACAUUGCUGCUAGUACAACCAUCUUGUGAGAACCAAUUUUUUAUGGCUGCAUGGGUUACCAUAUUUUUAUAGGUGAUAUAAUGAGGCUCUCCUUGCAUGCAUGUAUAUUGACAUACUUCUUAGUCAGUGAUCACAAGUCAUAAUUUCCACUUUUGCCUCUAUGUACUGCCGAGCCUUGUGUACCCUAAGGCUGAGAGUGUUUUGGUUUCAAUUCUAGUCCCAAGGAUAAACAACUAAGAGGAGUAGUGUUAAUGGACAAAGAAUUUACCUUCAAGUAUGGAAGGAAACAGACUGGUGUGCGGAAUGGCUUGCUGAUCCAUAACCAGGCAAGGUGUGGAAUUUUUAUGCAAUGGAAUUCUUGUGUUUUAGUACACAUUUACACUUUCAAAUUUUGAUUGAUGGAAAAUUUUCUUGUCAGGGAUUUGUAUUGAAAUUUAAGAAGCUGCAGGUGACAAUGAAGAAAUUGACAGUUGCAGUAACAAUGAUGAUGAUGUAAAAUACUUCUUACAAGCCAAGUUUUUAGUUGUUUAAAGUUUUUUUUGUUUUUCUUAAGUUUCAAGUCUGCACUGUAAGUUAUGGUCUAAGUGGGCAUGCCAUAAAUCCCAGUGUACAGGCCAUGCAGUGAAAUAUGGCCUGCUAAAUUGACCAAUCAUAAUGCACAUACUUUCUGAGAGAUGUAAUGAUGAUAAUGAUGAUGUUGGUAAUGAUCAGAAGAUGGUUUUGAAAAUGGGGAUGUGAUGUUGGUAAUGCCAGCUAUGGCAGCAGUGAUCUUAGCUAAGCCACCUGUAGUCCCAGUAGAAACAUGGAUAAGAAGGAUGUUUCAUGUUUGUCAGGCAAACAAUGACCAAUGUCAGUCAGUAACAGUGGUAAUGACAAUGAUGGAAAAUCUAGGAAAACAACAUUCUAAUUACUAAUUUUCUUUUAUUCUGUUGCAGGCAGCUUCUGUUAUCCUGUUGGACUGAAAGAAAGGCAAGGUAUGACCAGAAAGAGUUUCCUAUUUGUGUUUUGUUAAUCUUAAGUUACAUCCAUCAGCAAUAGCCCUGAUGCAGGAUCACUUCAUUUGCUGAGAAAUCUUCCCUAAGCCUCGGUUACACCUUUGAUCUGUUUUUCUUUUUGAUAUGGGUGUUUUAGAAAUACUUUGUUAACAAAAUUUACCAUUAUUCAUCUUGAUAGAGAAAGAGCUUUGGGUGAAACUGUCCGAAAUAUAUUGAAAGACCAUAGAGUUUAGCUCAAACAACAUUGUGCUUCGAGAAGGAAAACAGCUUUUUUUUAGCAGAACACAUUACUUAAGACUAAUCAAUGAGCUUUUGAUGACACAGUGAUUGAAAUUAGUCAUUAAGAACUAGAAUUUCUAUCUUGUGAUAGUAUAUAAGGGUAAGGCCCAAAUCAAGUAUCGUGCAUAGAAAUCUCGAGCAGACAAUCUAAUAGUUUGUCUUCAAAUCCGUCAGUAGUCCAAAACUCAACAAGAAGAUAGAUUUUUGAUUAAUUUUCUUCAAAACCGCACCAUGUUAGUUUUCACGCUUUAUUCACCGUCCAAUUAACAAGUAGAUUCCAUGUUGUCGCACGUCAGACCCACAGUAACAAGGAAUCUAUUUGUUUUAUACGAUAAAAAGGCAAAAUGUAGGUAAUGGUGACGUCAUCUAUAUUAUAGACAGCUUAGUCAAUCAAAUUGCAUAACCAAUCAAAUUGGAGCAUUUGUGAUAGAACGCUGGUAGAUUUUGGCCACUGAAAGCUUCAUGUAUAGUUCUGUAUAGUUCAUCAAGGUUGAAUAAUCUGAUACAGUUAGUGUUAGUUACAGAAGGGGUUUCAACAAAAGCUGGUUACCAGUCUACCGCCGUCUGUUUAGUCUGCGAGUGACUUGUGCGUGGGUUUCGCCUUUUCCGGGCACAGCCGCUUAUUACGGCAUCGGUAGCCGCUUAUGGAAAAAGUUAUUGAAACUCCCGGUUAUGGUCUACAUUUUACUUCUAAGAAAACUUGGUAUUCAUCUGAUGAGAUCAGCGCCCACUUUCUGUCUGUAAUUUAACUUAUUUUAUUAUUAAUUUUUUUGACUAAUUGAACAGUGAAUGGAUGAAAUCAAUUGUUCAUGUUAUGGCAACUACUGGUGCUGACUGGAUUAAGGAACAUCCUCACAGCUCGUAUGCUCCAAUCAGGGAGAACUGUUAUGCUCAGUGGUGGGUGUGAUGUUAGACUUAUCAUCAGUUUUAUGUCUUUGGUAUACAAGUCAUUGUACUAGUUGCUCUGCUAGAAUACAGUCGGUCGUUCCUUUUUGACGAAGUCCUUUGCGCGAGAUCUUGGGAAAUGGUUAAGGCGGCGGGAAAAUGGCUCUGAAAAAUCAAUGAAAUUCAAUUGAAUCUAACCUUUUUGCGUCUAUUGGUUUCGUUUUUAGGUUUGUUGACGGUGAAGCAUAUUUUGAUGCAGUUGCUGAUGCUUUAGAGUCUGCAGAAGAGGAAAUUCUCAUAACAGGCUGGUGGUGAGUUUUCCGAGUCUCUUUUGACUGACUUUGAGACUUUUUCAGCACCUUUGGGACGAAGUGUGAGGGUGUUGAGCGCAUGUUCAUGUUGUUUCAAGAUAAUGGCAUAAGAAUGGCAUAAGAAUGGCAUAAGAAUGGCAUGAGAUGAAAACAAAACAAAAUGUAUAAUUUGUCCUAUGUUUAUUUCAGUUUUGUUGGCCCCUGAAUCCGAUUGUCCUUUAUUGUCAGUAAUGCAAAUGUACUGAACUUGAGUAUUGUUUCAUUAAAUGGUAAGUAAGUGUAAAUAAGACGAGGCUUUUGUCAUUUUCAGGGUCAGCCCAGAAAUAUACCUCCGUCGGCCAGUCACUGCCGGCCAUGAAUGGCGACUGGAUAUGACGCUGAAGAGAAAAGCGGUAAUUGUGAAAUUUCAAAUUUUUCUGAACAGUAUUGAAAGCGGGUUGUCACUCAACACUAUACCUUUAUAUGAAAGUUUGAGUUUAGUCGGCUCUCUGUUCACUUUUUUCCAGAUCGAGGUUUGAAGUUUAGUUGUUGGUUUUUCUUGUGGGAGGAAAAGCUGGAGAAAACAUUUUUGGAGCAAUUACGAGAACCAGCAAAAAUACUUAAAAGGAAAAACUGUGACGUCAGACUCAUGAAUCGAACCUAGGCCACAGAGGUCUCACCACUGCGUUAUACAUGCGCCAUACCUGCUUAGUGCUCACCAUGUAGCUUACCGGGAAGAGUUAAUUCACAAAUUUCUUCCAAAACGAGAUCCUUCCUUACAAAAAAAAUGUUUCCUUGCUCUAAACGUUUUUUUUUCUGGGCUGCAACUGUGACUCUUGAUUUGAAAAUGGCCCCCUCAUCUUGUAUAAUGUGACAUGAACUUUGUGGGCAAACUGUAACAAUUCUUUGGACUGUUUAAUUUUUAAGAUUUGCAAAUCAAAAUAUAUCAGUUUUGAAAUUUAUUUUUAAUUUUUGCAUCUAUGAUUUUUUAGGAGAGUGGUGUAAAAGUUUAUGUUCUAAUCUACAAAGAAGUUGAGCUGGCUCUAACGCUGAACAGUGCGUACACUAAAACUACUCUGAUGGGUUUACACCCAAACAUCAAGGUAGAUUCGUUGGUACUUCACUGUGAAAAUCAUUUAAAUCGACUUUGAAAGAAUAUCGUUUGUUAACAUAAUAAAUUCGUGGACGCCCUGGGAAGGGAAAAAGGGUUAAAAAGGACUAACGAACGCAUCACAUAACUUUGUUUACCUUCGUAUGAUAGGAUGGACCGUUCUUCAAAAUGACUGAAAUCGCCCGAUACCAAGAUACGCAGGAUACUUAUGUCAGCACCAUAAUAAAAAAUUUUCAAUUUUGUUUUUGAAUUGAUAAAUUCACAAAGCUUCUAUUAACUACGGGUUUACUUAGAAAAUGAACUUUCUUACCAAGAGCAUUAUUUUUCCUUGCGAUCAGUUUUAUUUUGGUAGCCAUUUGGUAGGCAUAGCCGUUCUGACGUGUACGUGCAUUAAUUAAGAAUUAGAACUUGCCAUGUUGGCGAGGGGAGAAAAAUCAGAGGUUACAAUCUUUUUUUGAGGAACAUGGUAAUAGAAGGCAGGGAAAUCUUAUUUCAUGUCUCCGAUUUAGGUGUUGCGGCAUCCAGACCACCUUCCUGGGGCAGGUGUAAUAUAUUGGGCUCAUCAUGAAAAGUUGGUGGCCAUUGACCAGAAGGUGGCCUUUAUUGGAGGUAACUAGAACCUUACGUUGACGUAAUACGAAAAAUAACUAAGGACUGUCAGACGCUUUUUAAAAUGCCUAUUGUUGCUGACAGUCUUUCCUAGCGAUAAAUACAAAUUGGAAAUUGGAUUCUCAAACUAGUCUGCCAAUUAGUGUUGGUCAAAUUACCAUAUUACAUGGUUUUGAAUUCAUUUUUCACGAUCAUGGAAUAAGGAAAAGAUUUUGUCUACGGAAUUAAGAUUCCACAAGAGAUUUUAAGUUUAUGAUCUCUUGGAUUCCGAUCUUCGACAUCGGAUGUUCAUUCCCCCGAGCUGCUGAGACCUGGUGCUGAGUUUUUCGUCAGACCUGUUUCAUUAUUGACCAGAUUUGACACGCGCACUCUACACUAGCGGCUGAAAUUAGCAAAGCGUUCUGAAAAAGCAAAGAUGGUCAAGUUUGUGGAAAAAUUCAUUUGAAAUUCUUUUCUCGGAGUUAAUACAAUCAGUUGUGUUUUUAGGUCUCGACCUUUGUUUUGGUCGCUGGGACAAUCAUUUGCACCGUCUGACCGACUUUGGAUCUGCGGUUCGGCCUCCAACGCUGAACAAAACGGUAACCUCACCUUGUUUUCAUUCACUUAUUCGUUUGCAAACGACUGAAGGCGUUUCAUGUGUGGUCUUGUUUUUGCUAACAGGAGGAACAGAUCAGAAAAAUUGGCGCUCUGUUUGUAGAAGGAACGCUGGAGGGAUUUGACGUGCCGAAAUGUUCCGACUUCACAGACAACGUCAAAGUGGAGAUAGAACCCGGAACAUCAGGAGGAAACAAACUUUGGCUGGGAAAGGAUUACUCAAAUCCAAUCACCAGAGAUUUCUUUGACGUCCAUAGACCAUAUGAAGGUAUGUUGUACCUAAAAGCUGUUUUCAAUGACUGUCAUUGGACCUCUCUGAUUGGUCAAAAAACACGUCAGGUUUGAUCUCACCAAUGAUAGUAAAGUCACCUAUAUUUCGACCAAUUGGAAGUUAAAUCAAAACGAAUGUCAUCAAAUCUCAGCAUUAUCACAAGUGUAAUUGUAUUGUACCACUUAUAAGUUCAAUAUAAGUAGUCCUGAGCGAAGGAAAACCAAGUGCACAACGGAUUUUUUCCAUACUUGAACAAUUUUCAAUCGAGUGUCGAAAGAAAACUGGAGUUGCUUUGAUUUUGUUCUACUGCGUUCUGCGAUUGGUCCGGACAAUUUUCGCCACCCUUACAACCAAUGAGAUUCAACACCAAAACUAUAGCCAACUGGUGAUUCACGUUUUCCUGCGCCUUUCAGGCAGUUGACUUGGUCUUUUUGUGAGCUCUCAUUAGCAUAGUGAUAUUUUGAUCGGCCUUUGUGAUUACCUUGGUACUGGUUUGACCGAAUCCGGCUCGAACUUCGAGCGCUCUGUUUGUGGACAAUAUGGAAUUUUUGCACUUACGUGUCGUUGUUGUUGAUCAAACAGCUGUUGUGCUGCUCUUCUUUAAACUUUCGUAAAGUGAGUAUGGCUUGUAGAAAGUUUUGUCGCCUUUUUUCUCUUUUGAAAUAGGAAUCAUGGCAACAGAAUUUAGCUAACGACUCCCCCAUGUACUGACUCGAUACUUAAUCGUAAGCCUCUUUUUGUCGUAUCGGUUUUUUAGAUUCCGUGGACAGAGGCCAUGUUCCUCGGAUGCCUUGGCAUGAUGUGGGCAUGCGUGUGUUUGGUUUUCCCGCGAGGGACAUCGCUCGACAUUUCAUUCUGAGAUGGAAUGCUACCAAGGUGAUGAUAAAACGAUUGAAGAUCAUAAUUGUUAAAUAAGCAUCCACAGGUGAUGUAAAUAUGAGCACAGGCAUUGUAAAUAUAAAUAUUUUUCAUUCUUUUCAGAUUGAAAAGGUUAAAAUGUAUCAUGACAUCCCUUACCUUCUCCCGAAGUCGUACUCCAAACUUUCUAAUGAAAGGCCAGCAACAUUAGACGACUUUAACGUGGUGGAUUGCCAAGUGAGUAAAAGACUUCUUUAUUUUCUCCAUCAUCAACAAAUGUUCAUCAUUUCCUAUUAGUGCUCAAGGAUACAUUCAUAUAGGAUGAAGGAAGGUGGGCUUUGCAUUUGGCUUUCAGACCUGGCUACUCCUUCCCCACAUGAAAAAACUCGAUGAAUCAGUCUGUUGUUCAGUCAGUCAGUCAGUCAGUCAGUCAGUCAGUCAGUCAAUCCGUCAGUCAGGCAUUCAGUUAGUCAUUCAGUCAGUCAGUCAGUCAAUCUGUCAGUUGGUCAGUCGGUCAUUCAGUCUUCAGUCGGUCAUUCAGACAGUCAACCAUUCAGUCGGUCAGUCAGUCAAUCUGUCAGUCAACCAUUCAGUCAGUCAGUCAGUUGGUCAGUCGGUCAGUCAGUCAGUUAUUCAGUCUUCAGUCAGUCAUUCAGUCAGUCAGUUAGUCAUUCGGUCAGGCAGUCAGUCGGUCACUCAGUCAGUCAGGCAGUCAAUCUGUUAGUCAGUUGGUCAGUCAGUCAGUCAAUCCGUCAGUCAGCUAUUCAGCCAGUCAUUCAGUCAGUCAGUCAGUCAUUCAGUCAGUCAGUCAGUCAGUCAGUCAGUCAGUCAGUCACUUGGCCAUUCAGUCAGUUCAGUCAGACAGUCUGUCAGGCAGUCAGCAGUCUUCAGUCAGUCAAUCAGGAUGUCAGUCAGUCAAUCAGUCUGCCCCGGUUUUUUCGGCGAGUUGAUUGCCCAAGUGUGUGCCGCCGGGUGCACAGGUAUAGUUGAUGAAGGAGAAAUGAAAGUGUUUGUACCAACAAAUAUUGAUGUCUAUUAGAUACUCCGUUCCCUCUGUUCGUGGUCAGGCGGUGUUCCUCCAGAAAACUCCAUUCAUGAGGCAUACAUAAAGGCGAUUGAAGCAUCUCAACAUUUCAUUUACAUUGAGGUAAUAAAAAAAAAAAUCUGAGGUAAAUUUCAAGGUUUGUUCAGAGUCUAUAAUUCUGAAGGUAUAUACAUAAAAAUCUGAAAAGUCUAUUGGUUUUUUCCCACUAUCAAAAAGCAUUUAAUUACACAUUGAAUGUUUUCGGGUAAGUAGAAUUUUUGAUGAGUUUUCUACUGGUUUACUGGUCAAUUAGAAUAUGUUAUCUUAAUGUAACACCAAUUCCAUCGACUAAUUUACGUAGAAGUAGAUAACUGUUCUUUUUCCUUUUUUCUUGCAGAACCAAUUCUUUAUCACUUCUCUUUUCAUUGACAAUGUUAAGAAUGAGAUUGGACAGAACCUUUUGUGGAGAAUAGAGAGAGCACACAGGUGUGAUGUAUAUUUCCUUUUAUCACUUCCAAGUCUAUUUGAAUUUUAUAGGAUUAAUGAAAAGCAGUGUAACAUGCAGGUGGAUACCUCCAGGUGAUACCCAUAGUAAAUUUCAUACUUGCAGAAAAAAUACUGCAACAAUGAUAAAGUGGUUCUGCUCUAUUUUGCUUUUCUUCCCUUGUUGUAAUUUCUUUACUGUUGCCUAUGGUAUCUAUUUCCUGGAGAUAGCACAAGCGAAAUGCGUCUGUUGUUUUGUUGUACUGCUGUAGAUCAUGUGACACUAAUCGGUGGAAUAUUUUCUUUUAAAAUUGGUCAAAUUUCCAUUUCCAAUUGGUCAAGCUUCGUAUACGACCUCCAUCUUAUUAAGAGAGAAAUCCAAAUGCCUCUGAGGAUUUCACAUAAUCUGUGAUAGGCAACUGAUAACGGCAGAUUCAUUGAUCUGUUUUAAUAGUGUUUAUAUAAGCACAAAUGGGAUCAAAGUCCAUAAGUACAAAUGUAAGAAAAAACCACGACAACGAACAGAAGCAGCAUACGGAGGUCACGUAAAUGGAAACGGAAAUGUCGUAUGAGUAAUGCAAAGAAAAAAAAAAUUCAGUGGCAAGUGAGUCAUUGACGCCCUAAAAGAAGCUGGGAUGUUUCCCUCAUUAUUGGCUAUCAUUCUCAAAGAGAAGGAUUGAAUUAACAUGAUUGAGAAUAUCUCUUGACAGUUAGUAUCACUGAUAACAUUUUUCCCGUUUUCGACAGAGAGGGUGAAAAUUUCAAAGUUAUAGUCGUCAUGCCACUCCUACCAGCCUUUGAAGGUAAGAGUGUAUGAGAACAUAGUUAGCCAGUAAGUUGCCGGUUUUUGUUGGAAGUUUUAACCCCCAGCUGUAAAUUUUACGGCAUUUUUUUUCUCUCAAAAGAACGUUUUUCAUUUUAUCCAGAUCCAGCCAACUGCGAAACUGAAAGGAAAACAUGUUUUCUUAUUUCUCUGCUAUAUCAAAGACAUGUUUUAUAUGUGGAGUAAUGGGGAAGUAAGAUUCUGGUGGCAGUCUUCCUCAUUGUUACCUUUGAUAUUUUUCUCUUUGUCAGGGGAGAUUGGUACAGCCACUGGUCGAUCGAUUGGCGCCAUUACUCACUGGAACUACAGGUCAAUUUGUCGAGGAUCGCAUUCUCUCUUGCAGAGAUUAACAGAACUUGGUAUAAACUUCUUGUUGCUUGCUUAUACUCUCAAGAAUCUGUAUUGUUUGUGCGUGUAUAUUUUGCUUUUGGUAUUCAUGGUUUUCAUCUUUCCUUCACUUUAGUUGGUGAUCCUUCCAAGUUCAUAACAUUUUAUGGUCUGAGAACUCACUCAGAAAUUCGUGGAAAACCCGUGAGUGAAUUCAGUGUUGAUUCAGUUGAGCACAAUCCCAUUUUACUUUCGAGUUUCUUGUUAACUGGUCAGCCAUUUUUUUGUUUGCAGGUCACAGAGCUUGUAUAUGUUCAUAGCAAGAUGAUGAUUGUCGAUGACAAUACAGUAAUCAUUGGCUCAGGUAUGAAAACGCAGUUGUGAUAUGUGGUUGUAACCUUACGACUGCAAAGAAAAGCUGAAGUUGACUAUCUGAGUAUUAGUCCUUUUUUUCUAUGUUAAAUAUCGCGAGUACUUGAAUCACGUUCUGUUCUCGUCCUAACUUUGUGAAAUCCCAAGUGUUUCGUGUUUGACAAUUUCUUCCUUGUUUGUGUCUAAGUCGUGCUCCAGCCAUAGAAAAAGCCUUUGGAAUAACUGGAUCUUUACAGGAAAGAAAACAACCCUGUCAAAGACGUCUUUUUUUUUAUUGUCAUUUUUUUUCAGCUUCACUGUUAGUUUUUUUCGAGAACAGACUUAAAGGUUACCUUUAACAUAACUCGGUUCGUCUCAUAUUCAGAGGCUUUUUGCCCUCUCGUACCUUAUGCAUCUGUAUUUAUCUUUGACAGUACUGCGCUCUUUUCUAUUUUUAGCAAACAUCAAUGACCGCAGCAUGCUGGGAAAGAGAGAUUCAGAAAUAGCCUCUAUCAUGAAGGACAAGGAAUUUGUAAGUCUUAUUUCCACUUCGCAAAUAUGGUUCGGUAAAUCGAACAUUUGCUGACAAGGAAAUCGUUCAGCCAAGAACUACAGGAUGUUCUAACUGAAAGUUGGCUUUAGGGGGUCCUAAGGAUUUCACCCACAUCACCUCAAAAAUGAUCGUAAGAAACGAAAAAAAAAGUUAUUGUUUCUGAAUAUGCAAGACUGACAAACAUCCGAAUUGAAUAAAAAAAAAUUGUCCCAAUGCGAACCCUCUCCCUUAAUAUCAAGUCUCCUCGUUGUUCCCCAGAUAUUGCUUAUGAGUUUAGUGCUGAGACUUUGUUGUUUGACAAAACAAUAUCCUUUGGGACCAAUAUUCUUCUUUCUUCACGUCACCUUUGUGGUUGUAAGUGUAUUGAUAUUAGAAGGAGAUGAAGUGUGAAGGGUGAAGUGUGAAGGGUGAAGUGUGAAGGGUGAAGUGUGAAGUGUGAAGUGUGAAGGGUGAAGUGUGAAGGGUGAACAAGUUGUAGGCCAAUGUAGUUUUUCAAUGACUACACGCUAUAUACAAGGAAAAAACAAAUCAUAUCCCCUGAUAAAUUAUCAUUUAACAGCAGUGAGAACACUUCUUCUUACUUUUAUGGGAGUAAGUAUGAUGGAGGAAGUUUGAAAUAUCGAUGGUCAUUCCUUUUUAUGCUUUGCUCAUCAGGUUCCGUCCGUUAUGGAUGGCAAGGAAUAUCAAGCUGGCAAGUUUGCGUUCAACUUAAGAUCAAGACUCUUCAGGUAGGAGAGUGAUCCUGAUAAAUAUCUAUAUCCUGGAAGAGAGCAGAGAAUCUGAACAACUUUAAGUAACUGGUUGAAGUUUGAUCUAUUUUGUAUUUUUCACUCUCAUGAUGAAUUCCUCUUAUUUUUUCGAGGCGUCAGUCGUCGUUAUUGACAACGGUCCAUUUCAUGACUCCUAUUACGUGGACGGUCAAAAUACACAUCGCUAUUAUUAAACUAAAAUGAUUACUUACUGCUUGACUUAUUGCUAUUGUGAACGGAACUUCGAAAAAUACCUUUUACUAUCACAGCCUAGUAUGCACUUCCUAUGAACAGUAAAACCGCACUCAAAGACUUAGUACCUUCCUAGAGACUCGUGAUGUGCUAUAGUCUACACGAGGAAAGGUGCAAUGAGUGUUUUUCUUUAUUUUCUUUUUUCGUUUCUUUUCGUGAGAUGAGUUAGUUACAGUUACGAAGAUUUUUUAGUCAUUCGUUUUACAAUUUUUUAGGGAACAUCUGGGUUUAUUAGAUUCUCCUUCAGACGUAGACAUCAGAGAUGUUGUCUCAAAAAGUUUCUAUGAGGUGAGCCUUGGUUGAUAUGGAUACUGAAAAUCCAGUUUCUAUGCAGUGAAAUUAUAUAAUCAAUAACUGGUAAUGUUAAUCAGGCUAUUCAUGAUGUUUUUGUGUCUGUCUUUGUUUUUGAUUGUAAAAAUGUUUCAAUUUUAGGAUGUGUGGAUGGCCACGGCGAAGAAAAACACUGAAAUUUACGAGGAGGUACGAUGGAAGCAGCAAAAUUUUUCGACGGUGCAUUUUCGCGAGAAGGCUGAAAAUUAUUUUAGUAAGGUUUCGUCGGAGCUCCCUUGCGGUUGAACGUGUUGUGCGUAAACAACAAUAUCGUUCUUAAAAUUGUCAGCUUUGCUCUAGACUCGCUCACAUGUGAGUAAUAAUUCAAGGAGGAUUGGUGUUUCCUGGUACUUAGCUGGAUCUCCUCCCAUCAAAAAUCCAGAACACGGGACACCAUACCACACGAGAACUGAAAUUAACUUCGACAGGCAACUCACUGUAUGGAACCUGAGAUCAAUGUAGAAAGACGAAACCAUCCCAUAAUAGCUAGUUUGUUGUUUUCAAUACAUGAACCAUUUCAUCAACUGUACAUCUCAAAAGUUUUCCUUUUUUCUAGGUACGGUGACCUUGUUAACAGCCAUACGCUGUGAUAAUAAACAUUACUACCCUUUUUCUUCAAGGUGUUUCACUGCAUGCCAACAGACCAAGUUCGUUCACUAAGCGACAUGGCUGCUUAUAAGGUGAGAAACUGUUAUGAGACCGAGUCGUUUGACUGUUAAAGCAUGUUGAAAUGAUGAAGUCCGUUAGUGUUCAAGCCCGCGCAAAGGAGCUAACCUCAGAUGCUUAAAAUAGGAUUUCCGCUUUCGCAAAGCCUCGUGCACAGUCUAAUGUUAUCGCGUCAAAUUAAACGAAGGACGAUACCUGUUAGGUCUGAUCCACUCUCGUUUAAAGUCACUGAGAACCCUCGAUGAGUGGUUUACAGUUACAUUUUUCGUUUUUCUUUGGUACAGAAAUUUUAUGAGUGCUAAUGAAUGUGGUGAAACCGCAGUAUGACACACAGGAUGAAGAAGCGAAUUUACAGUUUUUACUAGUUCUUGUCCUUUCUUCAGAUUUUGACAUAUGUUUAUCAUAAUUCUUUUGUUUGCAUCAAUAUUCUUUCUAGAGUCUUAAAAACCUCGACAAAGAGGACCCUGGACAGGCACGUGCUCGUCUGCGAGGCGUCAGAGGGUAUCUCGUUAAAUUGCCCCUCCACUUUUUAGAAAAAGAAGACCUUAGACCGCCCGUUGGUAGUUCAGAGUUCUUUGUGUCAGAAGGAGUUUUUACGUGAUUAGAUGCAUUGUAGGAUAGCCUGUUUAAUCAGUUCCUUUGCGAUAAAAAAUUGAAUUGAAAUGAUAAGUUGCUUUACGAUGAUUAUUACGAUUACAAUGAGGGGAGGUCGGUGAUUACCCACUUCAAGUUACUAAGUCGGAUAAUUUAAUUAUUUUAUUAAAAAUAUAUCGAAUUUAAAUUAUAUGAUUGGUUAAAUUGACUUUCAUUUGAGGGAGAUCCUACUCUAUUGUAUUUUACAGAAUUUACUCUAGUUUGACAUGUCAUAAUAUUUUGGAUUGAAACAAGGUACUAGAUUGUUUAGAGGUCAUUUAUUAAGAAAAACGCUUAGUUUACCUUAUUAUUUAUAAAUUGCAAAUGGCGCAAUAACGGCUUUGAGAGAGGAAAUAUAUUUUGGAAAGCUUAUUAAAUCACCGUUUGAAAUAAAUAUGAGAUUUUGCUGGAUUAGUGUAACGCCAUGUUAGCCGCC
Messenger RNA from Pocillopora meandrina, 16894 nucleotides. The record is from the annotation of a GenBank genome assembly. NCBI's taxonomy places the organism in Eukaryota, Metazoa, Cnidaria, Anthozoa, Scleractinia, Pocilloporidae.